This is a messenger RNA of Aspergillus welwitschiae, 1017 nucleotides long. Its product is annotated as zinc-binding alcohol dehydrogenase family protein. The transcript is spliced from 3 exons. The record is from RefSeq and is a predicted model, not a curated record. Gene Ontology annotation, molecular function: oxidoreductase activity, acting on NAD(P)H. Lineage: Eukaryota; Fungi; Ascomycota; Eurotiomycetes; Eurotiales; Aspergillaceae. Bases 1 to 1017 code for a protein of 338 amino acids.
AUGUCACCUCUGAACGAAGCCGCUUGGAUUCUGAAGCCCAGAAGUGAUCUGAAGCGAUUCACUGCGGCCUACAAUGCCCCUUCGUUUGACGAAGUUGUGAUCGAGAACCGCGCUGUUGCCAUACAACCUUUGGAUGCCAAUAUCCGGGCCCAAGCAUACGUCGACGUGCCCUACCCAUUCAUCUUGGGCAAUGGAGUUGCCGGCAUUGUCCAUGAAGUUGGAUCGUCAGUCACGAGAUUCAAGAAGGGCGACCGCGUCGUGUCUGAUACACCUACUUACCAGCUCAAACAAACUAAGUACGGGGGCUGGCAGAAAUAUGUCGUGAGUAAUGAAGCCACAACCGCUAAGAUCCCGGCAAGCACGACUUUUGAGGAUGCGGCUGCAAUACCUUUCGCGCUCUUAACAGCUGUGUCUGCGUUGCACUUGCACCUGGGUAUGGAGAAACCAGGAGCAAAUUGCAACAAGAAAGCACUAAUCUGGAGUGCUAGCGGAUCUGUGGGGGGUUACGCUGUUCAAUAUGCCGCCAGUGUCGGUUGUGAAGUCAUAGCGACCGCUUCCCCGCGGAAAUUCGACUACGUUCGUGGCCUUGGAGCCUCUACUGUUCUCGACUACAAGGACGAUGAGAUCGUAUCGAAACUUAAGAACCUCGGGCCCUAUGAUUAUAUCAUGACGGCUUCGGGUGACGCCAAAGGUGCAAACGCUAUAAGCGAGAUCCUGCAACCAAACGGCGGGACAUUUGCCUCUGUCCGCGCACAAAGUAAUGAAAUGAACCUGGCCAAGAAUGUCCGUUUAGUUUACGACUUUUUUAGCAUGACUACCCAGAAGCCGGAAAAUGGUGAUUUUACGGAAUGGUGGUAUCAUGACUACCUCCCCGGAGCUCUGGAAGGAAAAGUGACCCCUACACCCUUGGAAAAGCGAACUGGUGGCUUGAACAGCAUCCAGGAAGCUUGUACCGACGUUUUGGAAGGGCGCAGCGCGAAAAAGCUGGUUCUAAAUCCCCAGGACGCUGAUAAUUGA